AAUUCACAUUCGAGUGUUGCUUCUGCCUGAAUAUAGCUCUACAUCUGCCGUUUCCUUGAGACUGCUCAACCUGAAGCUCUAUAACUCGAGCACGGAUCAUCAUUUCAAUGUCGAAGAACGAGAGCUCCAGUAGCUCUACUUCGGAUUCCACUAGUGAGUCCGAGAAAGCACAACCGGUUGCUAGUGCAGUGCAAGCUGAGAAGAAAUUGGUGGAUGUGUCAAAACUAAAACCUGAAUCAUCUUCAUCCGAAGAAUCUGCAUCUGAAGAGUCCGAAGAUUCGAAGAAUGAUGCUACCGAGGAGUUACCGCGGUCUUCAGGAGCAGCCAAAGUGAAUAAGACGGUGGAAGCGGAUGUGAUUCAAAAGCCUGUAAAAGUCGGGAAGGUUGAUGGGAAACGAGUAACAUUCACCGACCCACCAGUCGUUGAAUUGCAUAAUUCUGUACAUAAAGGACACGCUUCAGUCGGAGACAAGAGUCUGUCGGGACGUAAAGAAGACUUGACGGCUGCUUCGAGCGAAAAGAAACGAGCCGCUUCCGCACCUGAGAUUGCGGCUGCAAAUCUCAAGAGGGCACGUAAAUCUUCGGCGAGUGCUUUCAGGAGUCCAUGUACACCUCACAUCUGGCUCCCUUCCGAAGAGAUCCUUCUCGCGAAGGCAUUGCAGAGAGCAUCAGAGUUUGGUUCUAAAUUUCCGAAGGAGAAAGGCAGUAAGUAUUGGCAGUCAAUGAUGGAGAUUUUGGACAUUUCUGACCCUCCUCUAUCUCUGUCUCAGUUUCACCAGAAGAUUCGGCGCAUGAAAUCAAAGUAUCUUAGUUUGCGAGGAAGGGCCAGUUCUUUCUCGACCGCAUGGAAGGAAUCACAUGAAGGUCAACUCUUCAAGCUGUGGGAUAGAAGCUGGGGUAAAGGAUCCGUCAACUCAAUCUGCACUGACAAAGAUUUUGAAGAUGAGUACGACGAUGAUGUACAUACGACGCAAUCUGCACACCUUCGAUCAUCUGACUCAGAGGAAGAUGACAAAGUCUUAGCUGAAGUGAAGUCUGCCAGACCGAAGAUCACCAUAUAUCCGCGAUCGGUGAGAAGUGAUCAGCAAUUUGUGAUACACUUUGACGGUUCGUCGUUGUUGAACCCAACCCGAGCUCCUGUGGAUUGCUCUAAAGUGCUGCCUGAACAUAAAGAUACGCCUCCUGAACUCAGAAGAUCUUUGCUUCAGAUUAGGAAAAAAUGCUGUGAUCUGUAUUGCGAAGAGAUGUCCACUACGGAGAACAUCCUGAAGUCGAUUGUACAACGGUGUGAGUUAGAGAGAAGACGGAGUUUGCUAAAUUAUGAGAUUGAGGAGUUUUAUGCUCGCUUUCCUGUGAGGUCACUUUAGCGAGUCCUGUAAAUAUGUGCAUCCGGAAAAUUUUGUUUACUUAUGCUGGAUCGAUUUACCCUCCAGGCUCUUGAUGUCUACUCGGUUUGUCCAUUGUUAUUCUUGCUCUGUAAACCAAGACUAUUAUUCGAGAUCAUUGAUUCUGGAUUCAGGGUCCGACAACACCAUGUCCUGUCGUUGACCAUGAGAUCAUAUGUGCGAGAUUUACAUGUCUAUGUAAAUCUCUUUCGUCUGCUUAAAGACUUUAGAAGCUGUUGAUUCGCAUCUUUUGUGAGCGGAUGAACAUUAGUGCCAUAGUAUCUAACGUUCGCGGUAUUGUGCUCAAUUAUUUCAAGAAGUUCAGUGGCACAGUGCACAGUAUUUGAGCACUUCUUCGAGCGCACUUGAGAUACACUGUGACUCUGCAACUCGCAUAUUGUUGCAAAGCAUAUCCUGAUGUCUAAGGCUACCGACCUGACUGUCGACGUUGCUUACUGCUCUGAGGGGCUUGCAAAACUUGGCAAGAUGAUUUCGAAGCUUCAAACUGGAACUCUAGAUUCCACAGUCAUAUUAUAUCAUUAAAGUUAUUCUGUUUCCAUCCGGCAUGAGAAGAUUUAGAUGAAUGAAACUGGAGAUUUAGUGGAUGACCUUCGCCUAUGGGCUUGAACUACAGGAGAAAAAUCCGCAGAGGUUGUCAUGACUUAUGACCUCUGUUGUUAUGACCUCAUGUUGUCAUGACUUAUGACCUUAUGCCUUCGU
Marchantia polymorpha subsp. ruderalis is the source of this 2105-nucleotide messenger RNA. The record is from the annotation of a GenBank genome assembly. Lineage: Eukaryota; Viridiplantae; Streptophyta; Marchantiopsida; Marchantiales; Marchantiaceae.